AUGGAAAAUAUUCAUAUAAACAACUGUCCUUUAGAAAUAGUGUGUCUUAUUUUUAAAUAUUUAGACACAAAAGCUCUCUCAUCAUGCAUGUUAGUUAGCAAAAAGUGGAAACAUUUAGCUGAAUAUACAGUAGAGCGUUUAAAACUUUGGGAUAAUAUGGUCAAGAAAGAAAUGAUUAACAAAGGCUCCUCCUUUGUAAAUAAAUCUACAUUAGAUCAGCGGAAUAUAUUUAAAAACUUCAUACUUUGGCACCAUGUGGCAAUGUCAGAAAUUAAACAUUUAAAUAUAUAUAAGAUGGCUAGUGUUAAGAAAAUGAAAGUGUAUAAAGAUAACUUAAUAUUAAUUACCGAUUCACAAGUUCUCUAUUAUGAUAUAAAAACUUAUAAAUUAAUGAAAACUCUCGAGCGUUCAUGCCUUGACUUUGAAGAAAGUGAUCAAUCGGUAGUAGAACUUGUACAAGAACCCGACUCCUCACAGAAGUUGUAUGUAUAUAGAAAAUCGGGUACAAAUGAGUAUGAUUUAGACCGUCUAAAAAAAAAUUCUGUUAACGAGGUAAAAGCUUUCAGAUUAGAAAACGAGCUAUGCUACGUAUUUACGACGAGAAAUAUACUGUUGCGUUUGAUAAAUAAAGUCACUCGAUGGGAAAUGGAAUGUAUUGGUCGUCAUUACGGCAGUGACUACGAUCCAAUGACCACUAUCCAUAUAUGCAAUGAUGCACUUUAUAUGGUGACCAAACUUGGCUAUGUGUGGUACGCAGAAACUCAUAAUUUCAGGUUUGUCAAGAUACACAAGUUGCAUGUCCCUAAUAAUAUAAGCAAACACAAUUGGGUCAUGUUUGAUACUUUCAGUUGUGCUGUGCCUGUAAAUUCUACCGAACAGCUGAUAAAGAUUAAUUACGACCUAAAGAGCGAGGUGAUAGUGUUGGAGUGUGCCAAUAUGUCGUGUGGUCUCCAGCACGGGGAUGUACUGAUUCUUGGGUUUAGCGACGGCGGGGUGGAAAUUCGAAUGCCAAAGAAAAAUGGAGCGAUCGAAGAAAAUUCUAAACUUUAUUUUAACAUACAACAGUUCUUAAAACAAGAGGAUGAUCAUGAAAUUUUGAGUCUGAACGUCUGCGAGACGGUGAAUUCACAUAUUUUGUUUAUUAGAACCCGUGAUUGUGUACAUCAGUUGCAGUUAAGUUAUCCUGAAACACUUGUAAAUCACAUCUAG
Molecule: messenger RNA, 1209 nt
Organism: Arctia plantaginis
Lineage: Eukaryota; Metazoa; Arthropoda; Insecta; Lepidoptera; Erebidae
Source: the annotation of a GenBank genome assembly